AUGACUGAUGACGACUUGAAAAACCUCUGCCUUAUUGAGAUUGAGAAGAUACUCAACAGCAAUGCGAGAUCUUUAAGAGACUAUCAAUCAAUGCCAUAUCCUGAGAUGUCUCAUGUUCGCCUUUUUCAGAAUAAGCUAAUAGAGGAGGAGUUAGCAUAUGACACAAAUGAGUUGACUCAUACAAACUUAUAUACAGAACAAAAGAUGACUCAUGAGCAAAGGUUAGUAUUUGAUGAGAUACUCAAUGCUGUUGUUACAGACUCUGGUGGUUUUUACUUCGUUUAUGGGCAUGGUGGGUGCGGUAAGACAUUUAUUUGGAAUGGACUUUCUUCUGCUAUUCGAUCUAGAGAAAAAAUUGUUUUAAAUGUCGCAUCCAGUGGAAUUGCUUCUUUACUCCUACCUGGUGGCAGAACGGCUCAUUCUAGAUUUUCAAUACCCAUUACAAUUACUGAUGAAUCUACUUGCAACAUCAAGCAUGGCAGUUUGAAGGCUGAGCUGCUCAUCCAAAGUAGCUUAAUAAUUUGGGAUGAAGCUCCAAUGCUCAAUAAAAUGUGCUUUGAAGCACUUGAUCGGACGCUCAGGGAUCUUAUGUCAGUUACCGAUCAACAUAAGAUACAUCAACCAUUUGGUGGUAAGGUUGUUAUUCUAGGAGGUGAUUUCAGACAGAUACUUCCGGUGAUUCCGAAAGGAAGUAGACACGAUAUAUUGGCAUCCGCUAUUAACUCAUCCCAUCUGUGGUCAUUUUGUAAGGUUCUGAAACUGCAUACGAAUAUGAGGCUUCUAAUGUCUUCUUCGGAUCAAGAUGAAGGUGAAAUGAAGAGAUUUGCUAAUUGGAUACUUGAUGUUGGAAAUAGAAAUAUUGGCUCUGUUGUUGGUGAUGAAUCAGAAGUUGAAAUUCCAAAUGAUCUAUUGAUUACAACUACUGAUGACCCUCUCUCUCAUUUGGUAGACUUUGCAUAUCCAAAUUUGUUGCAAAACAUGUCAGAUUACAGGUAUUUUCAGAGUAGGGCAAUUCUUGCACCCACGCUUGAGAGUGUCGAGAAGGUAAACGAUUUUGUCUUGACAAUCUUUCCAGGGAUGGAAAAGGAGUAUUUGAGCUCUGACACAACAUGUCAAGCUGAUGAGAAUGAAGAUGUACAACAAGAGUGGUUCACACCAGAGUUCCUAAAUGACAUCAAAUGUUCGGGACUACCCAAUCACAAGUUGACUUUGAAGCCAGGAGUCGCUGUAAUGCUACUGCGAAACAUAGACCAGACUUCAGGUUUAUGCAACGGGACAAGAUUAAUAGUUAACGAACUUGGCAGCAAUGUAAUUGGAGCGACAGUAGUGACCGGUAGAAAUAUUGGAGAUAAAGUGUACAUUCCAAGAAUGAACUUGAUCCCUUCAGAUUCAGGAUUGCCAUUUAAGUUCCAACGGAGACAAUUUCCAUUGACAGUAUGCUUUGCAAUGACCAUUAACAAGAGUCAAGGUCAAUCAUUAUCACAUGUAGGGCUUUAUUUGUCAAAAUCAGUGUUUACCCAUGGACAACUUUAUGUUGCUUUGUCAAGAGUUAAGAGUCGCAGUGGGCUCAGGGUUUUAAUUCUAGAUGAAGACGGCAAUCCAAAGUCAUUAACAACAAAUGUCGUGUUCAAAGAGGUUUUUAAUAAUAUUUAG
Messenger RNA from Arachis stenosperma, 1653 nucleotides. Its product is annotated as ATP-dependent DNA helicase RRM3-like. NCBI's taxonomy places the organism in Eukaryota, Viridiplantae, Streptophyta, Magnoliopsida, Fabales, Fabaceae. Gene Ontology annotation, molecular function: DNA helicase activity. The transcript has a single exon. Gene Ontology annotation, biological process: DNA repair; telomere maintenance. Bases 1 to 1653 code for a protein of 550 amino acids. The record is from RefSeq and is a predicted model, not a curated record.